UUUUGAUUAAGUUGAUAGUACUGUCUUUGACAUCUGUGUGAAAUUUCAUGUCAUUUUCUUCAUUUGUUUAAUAGUGAACGCUUUUUGUGAAUAUCUAAAAGUAUUUUUUUCGAUUUUUACGAUGUGUGAUUCUGUUGGGCAAAGAAAUUGUAUUUUAUUUUGUUUGCGGAAUGAAAUUUCUGCUACUGAAACGUUCAGAAUGUUGCAGAAGGCUUUUGGUGACCAGGCUCUAUCAAGACCAAGAGUAUUUGACUAGUAUAAAAUGUUGAAAGAUGGUCGAGAAAGCGUAGAAAACGAACCACAUCAAAGACGAUCAAAAACAUCAACUGAUGAACAACACGUGAAGCAAAUCAAGGAUUUGGUGCUCCAAAAUCGUCGAUUGACAAUUAGAGAACUUGCCGAUACUGUAAACAUUUCAUUUGGAUCAGUUCAGACCAUUUUGAAAGACCAUUUAUGCUUGAGAAGAGUCAAAUCUCGUUUGGUUCCGAAAACACUCAAUUUUUUUAAAAAACAGCGUCGCGUUGAAGUAUGUGAAACAAUGAUUUCUGACUACCAGGACAAGAUGAAACGCAUGAUAACUGGAGAUGAGACUUGGAUCUGCGUACGACCCGGAAACAACCGACCAAUUGAGCGAAUAUCGUGCAAAAGACAUCGUCAGGUAUAGUCGUAUAUUUUAUGUUUCUAAGAAAAAUAAAAAAAAAGGAGAUAUGAGCGGAUAGCAUAAUCUCCUAGCGAAAAGUGGUUGGGGAUCGAACCCAAGCUUUUCGCACGACAAAAAGCUUAACAAAAAAGAUCUAAGCAUUUCGGGAAGGAGUUCGGAGUUCGCAGAACUCUCCAAGGAUUUCUUGGUGCGGAAAUCUGGAUAUUGGAAAUUUGUGUCAUGGCGCUCUGGGAAGAGUGCGCUGAAAUCUGGGGGUGACCCAGAUUCGGAUGGUCUAAUCGGGGAAUAGGACAGAGGAGAUAUGCACAAUGAAUAGGGUCAUGCUGGAACAACUCGUGGUUUCUUCAGCAUAAAAUCCUCGGAUGUCCUAGGCGAGAGGUAGUUGGCUGAUCGACGAGCUCGCUUGUUGCGACGAUAACGGAGCCUUCUUCAGGGCUC
Pogonomyrmex barbatus (red harvester ant) is the source of this 1099-nucleotide messenger RNA. RefSeq lists its product as uncharacterized. The record is from RefSeq and is a predicted model, not a curated record. Lineage: Eukaryota; Metazoa; Arthropoda; Insecta; Hymenoptera; Formicidae.